Messenger RNA from Mugil cephalus (flathead mullet), 3616 nucleotides. RefSeq names its product golgi associated, gamma adaptin ear containing, ARF binding protein 3a (gene gga3a). The record is from RefSeq and is a predicted model, not a curated record. The transcript is spliced from 16 exons. Gene Ontology annotation, cellular component: trans-Golgi network. NCBI's taxonomy places the organism in Eukaryota, Metazoa, Chordata, Actinopteri, Mugiliformes, Mugilidae. Gene Ontology annotation, molecular function: ubiquitin binding; small GTPase binding; phosphatidylinositol binding. Bases 44 to 2287 code for a protein of 747 amino acids. Gene Ontology annotation, biological process: intracellular protein transport; vesicle-mediated transport.
GAAGGUAGCAGGAGUCACGCGUUGUUUGCCUGAAAAUACAAACAUGGCGGAUGAUGGAGAGUCGCUGGAGUCUUGGCUUAAUAAAGCCACCAACCCCUCCAACAGACAAGAAGACUGGGAGUAUAUCAUGGGAUUCUGUGAUCAGAUUAAUAAGGAGCUAGAAGGUCCACAAAUCUCCGUCAGACUAUUGGCAUACAAGAUUCAGUCCCCUCAGGAGUGGGAGGCAAUGCAAGCAUUAACGGUUCUUGAAGCCUGUAUGAAGAACUGUGGGCGAAGGUUUCAUAAUGAAGUUGGGAAAUUUAAGUUUUUAAACGAAUUAAUUAAGGUGGUUUCACCCAAAUACCUCGGAGAUAAAGUAUCAGAAAAGGUGAAGAAAAAAGUGAUAGAGAUGCUGUAUAGUUGGACAGUGUCGUUACCAGAUGAAGCGAAAAUUGGUGAAGCUUAUCAGAUGCUGAAGUCACAGGGUAUUGUUUUAGCUGACCCAGAAAUCUCUCUUGAUGCUACUUUAAUACCCUCACCGUCUCCACGACCCAAGAAUCCAGUAUUUGAUGAUGAGAAGAGGAGCAAGAGAUUAGCAGAACUGCUUAAAAGCAAAAAGCCUGAAGAUCUGCAAGAGGCCAAUCUUCUCAUCAAGAAUAUGGUCAAGGAGGAUGAAGUGAGGACAGAAAGAGUAAUAAAGCUAAAAACCACCUUGGAGGCUGUCGACAACAGUGUCAAACUUCUUAAUGAGAUGCUUGUUCACUUCAGCCCAGACGACUCCACAGAUGGAGACAAGGAGCUUAUUAGGGAGUUAUAUGGUGAUUGUGACAGUCUUAGGCAAACGGUAUUUAAGCUUGCCACUGAGACUGAGGAUAAUGACAGCAGCUUGGGAGACAUUUUGCAGGCCAGUGACGAUCUCUCCCAGGUCAUUAACUCCUACAAGAAGAUUGUGGAAGGACAAACCAUCAAUGGGGAUUCCGGAGUAGCACAACAAACAUCAGUCAGACAAGGCACUGGACGCACAAACCAAUCAGAGAUUCUGAUUGACCUGGUGGAUAUGGACACACAGAGUCCCUCUCCAACCAAGCAGCAAACCCCAGUAACUCCUCAGUCCUUUCCUGUCGACCUGCUGUGCGGAUCAGCAGCCACUGAUGCUCAAAGUCUUAGCUCACCCUCUGCAGCAUUCUCACUGCUGGAUGAAGAGCUGCUAUCCUUAGGCCUCAAUGAACCCGUUCCUGUUCCAAGUGAAGCAACACAUAUAAACCUGAGCAAUCAUUUUCAGGAUUCCAGUAAAAAUGUGGGCCUUUUUGACACCAGUUUACCAACAGUUCCUGCAUUCUCUACAUCUUCACCCUUUCUAGAUGGCCUACCUACAACAACCCCCACUUCCUCGAUGGGUUCUGCCCACACUUUUACAACUGCCUCUGGCUUAAGCUUCUCAGGCCCUGUUUUUUGCACACAUCCCGUUUCUACAGCAUCUGUCCCGACCACAUCAGUUGUUCUACCACAACCCCUCAGUUCGGUACUGACUUCCAUGGCCCCAGCUGCUCUUCCUCAGUCAUUCAGCACGACUUUGCCUUCUUCGUCAGCUACACAUGUUAACCAACAGCAGGUCACCAUUUCAUCUGGAGUCUUUCACUCACCCUCAGCUUCUGUCAGUAACAAUCUGCAAGACCUCUCCUUGCUGGAUCUGGGCAGUCCUAAUAAUUUUGGUGUUACUUCCACUACACCCAAAUCACUGAUUGCAGGAGGAAUGCAAGACUGGCCUACUCCUCCCACUACCAAGAAUCAGGCAGAUGACAGCCCUCUGCUACGCUCUCUGUCCCCCAUCCUUCCCCUGAGCCAAGUCAAUCCAGGCUGGGGACAGGAGGUGUCCCUGGCUAAUGUAUUUGUCCCUUUGGAUGCCAUCAAGCCAAGUAAAGUGUGUCCUGUGACAGCAUAUGACAAAAAUGGUAUUCGUCUGCUGCUGCAUUUUGCUACUGACUGUCCACCUGGCAGGUCUGACGUGUUGGUGAUGGUGGCGUCCAUGCUUAACACAGCCCCACAACCUGUCAAGAAUAUUGUUCUGCAGGCUGCUGUGCCCAAGUCGAUGAAAGUAAAGCUGCAGCCGCCCUCGGGGACAGAACUGGCUCCUUUUAACCCAAUACUCCCCCCUGCUGCCAUAACUCAGGUCAUGCUGCUUGCCAAUCCUCUUAAGGAAAAGGUUCGGAUGAAAUACAAACUGACUCUCACUCUGGGAGAGCAGCCACUCACAGAAGUGGGGGAGGUGAAUGAGUUUCCACCUGCUGAAACAUGGGGGUCUCUAUAGCCCUGCCUAGCCAUUUAGGAUGGCCAGACACCACACUUAAACGAUUUAGUAUGUCAAUGGGAAAAAUAAAUUUAUAUUGUAUACUUUAAUUGAGAAGCUCUAGAUGGCCUGCUUAAGUAGCCAAAGUUCUGUAGUGUAUAUCCAUAUUUAGUUAUGACAGUGCUGGGAGUAGUCAGUGACACAGUAACAAACCAUAAACACAGGUUGAAUGUGGAUUGGAUGAAGUGUUAUUUUUUGGUGAAAUUUAACAUUUGCAAUGUUGUAUUACUAUUUUGUCCUUCUCCUCUUUAAAUGUACUCCUGUUUCUCUAUCAUAUCAGAAUAUAUUGGAUAAGACUUAAAUGGAGCAAAAACACACUGAUGGAGAAUUUAAAGUCAUGGUUAUAUGAUCAUGUCACCAUAAACUGAAUUUCACAGGAUUUUCUGCUGAUUUUAUAUAUGAUUGAAAAAUGGUGAAGACUCUGGGCUGGAGCAGACAAAAGCCCCUCUGUUACUAAUUACUAAGCACACAUAGGUUGGAUUAUGGGUUAUGUUAAAAUGUUGUUUCUCACAGUUGCUACUGAAUACUUACUGCGUUUAUACUAAAUCAUAGCUCAGAGUCUUAUACUUAGAACGAUGUUUUUAGUAUUUCAGUAUUUAUUGUCAUGAAUGUAUAAUUUAUUUUUCUUUGGGAGAAUGAUAUCAGAUCUGUUACCGUACUGAAUAGUAUUGCCAUCCACACUCAGUAUUGCUGUGAGAGAUAUACAAGCCUGAAGCUGUGUCUCAGAGGCUUAAAUGUUACCAAAUGUUCAGAUAGUCAUGUUUAAUUAUGUUACAUUAUUUAUUGGAAUCCACACCUAGGUUGCUAGGCUACAUGUCCUGUUCCAUGACCAGGCUGUAAAUUCUGGAUAGUGUUUUAUUAAAGAAAUUCUUGCUAGAUAUAACUGUAGCCAUGUACAAGAGACUACUAAGGGCAAGAAUCAGGUGUUGACCCUCUGAUAAGCCGUGGACGGUAUAUUGCUAGUCAAUUAGAUACUAAAUAUAUACAUUUGACCUGAAAGACAGUGUGAUGCUGACAAUUCUCUCAAUAUCAAGCAUAAAUGUUGUUUGCAUAAGAGUAUUCACAUCAAACUAAGUACAUCAGUGGUAAAACAAUAAAAAAGCUUACAAUGUCAUCAUCUGAAACGUAUUUAUUUUUUCUUUCUGGGGUUACUUUUUCCUUACAUAAUAGUUUUCUUAAAAUAUUAUUUAUUUAUCUUUGAAUGUUUAGCUAAUUCGUCAUUGCAUUUUUUCAAAGAUACUUCUGUGUUUGGGAAAAAAAAUAAAGACUGGGAAUGAUCUAUUUCUCUUA